ACGAAUUGGUGCUGUAAUGGGAAAAGUGAGUAAAUCUUUAAAUUUUACACCAUGCAUGUUUGUGACGUAUGGUGUAUUCAAUGUAUUUGGGAGCGAUUUCAGGUAAGUUCAUUUUUUUUUUUAUAACAAGUUCACGUUAAAUAAUCACAACUUACCUAAGUAAUAUUGCAUAACCCCCACAUUUCAAAUGGACAAAGAGGGCAGUGGCGGAUCCAGAGCCUGAUCUCGGGAGGGGCACUUGUAGAUUAUUUAAAUAAAUAAUCCAGACACAAUAACCACUACAGCUCAGUGUAGUGGUUAUGGUGUCAAUAGUGCCGGGACCACCUCCCACAGUAAGUAGUCAAACCGUUUAAGAACAGUUUGACAACUUACCUGAGAUCUGCUGGGAAAUAGGGCUGUAGUAGGGCAUAGGAGCAGUGGUGUGUGUGAGUGGUGCAAUGUGUAAGGGGUGCAGAGUGUGUGUGAAGGUUGUAGUGUGUGAGUGAGGGCGGCAGUGUAUGUCAGGGAUGCAGUGUAUGUGUGGGACAGUAUGUGUGUGUAACAGUUGCAGUGUGUGUGUAUGGGGGGCAGUAUGUGUGUAUGGGGGGCAGUGUGUGUGUGUAUGGGGGAGCAGUGUGUGUAUGUGGGGCAGUGUGUGUGGCAGUUUGUGUGUAUGGGGGGGCAGUGUGUGUGUGUGGGGGGCAGUGUGUGUAUGGGGGGCAGUGUGUGUAUGGGGGCAGUGUGUGUAUGAGGGCAGUGUGUGUAUGAGGGCAGUUUGUGUGUAUAUGUUGGUGUGUGUGUGUAUGUGGGCAGUGUGUGUGUGUAUGGGGGGCAGUAUGUGUGUAUGGGGGGCAGUUUGUGUAUAGGGGCAAAUGGGGGGUUUGUGUGUAUAGGGGGCAGUUUGUGUGAAUGGGGGCAGUUUGUGUGUAUGGGGCAGUGUGUGUAUAGGGGCAGUUUGUGUGAAUGGGGGCAGUUUGUGUGUAUAGGGGGCAGUUUGUGUGAAUGGGGGCAGUUUGUGUGUAUUGGGGGCAGUGCAGUUUGUGUGUAUGGGGGGCAGUAUGGUGUGCAGUGUGUGUGUGGGGCAGUUUGUGUGAAUGGGGGGCAGUUUGUGUGAAUGGGGGGGCAGUAUUGGGGGCAAUGUAUGUGUGUGUGGCUUUUUUUUUUUUAUAAUAUAUAUUUUUUUAUUUAAUUAAAAUAAAUAUCCUAUGUCCCCCCUCCCUUCUUACCUUUACUGGGGAGGAGGGGGGACAUAUUUCGAUCCCUGGUGGUCCCAGUGGUAUUCCCUGGUGGUCCCAGUGUGGAAAGUGAGCUCUAGCCCGCGCUCCCGGGCUAGAGUUCAUUCUCGCGAGAUUUGGAGCGUUGCCGUGGUAACCGCGGCAACGCUCCAAAUCACACGAGAGGAGGACCCGGAGGAGCUGCAGACUGAGCUCCGGGUCCUCCCUUUCACUUCCUCCCUCCGCCGCCGGCCGCCCGCACAGUGCCUGUGGACCGGGGAGGGAGAUCUCUGAUCUCCCCUCCGGUCCGCAGGCACAUUGCAGGGCUAGAACCUGCAUGUGCUGGCAGGGGAGGGAGAGGGAGACCGGCGGAUUUCUCGGGGGGGGCAAUUGCCCCGUUGCCCCCCCCUGGAUCCGCCACUGAAAGACUGAAAGAGGGACACUGUAAUUUUAGGUAAGUUGCAGAAUGGCCAGAUGCAUGGCUGUUUCAAGACAUUUUUGGAGACUUACCUAUAAUAAUAUAUCCAGCAAAAAUGUAAUUUAUCUUAUUUACACAGACUGAUUUCUAAACACAUUUACUGUAGUUUACACACAGAUGACUGUAUUAUUGCCAACCUUGACAUACAAUACGAAGCUCAAAGGAAAGGGGGGCAUUGGAUAGAAAAAGGGACUGUCCCUCCUAAAUAGGGACACUUUGGAUGUAUGUUUUCUAACACCUUAUCAACAACCUAGCAAGAGCUACACAAACUGUAUAAAAAGGUAUCUUUGGUCUGUUGAUUUUGUUAGUAUGAAUUUGUAGCUACAUGUUGUAUUUACAAGAAACAUGCCAGAACCCUAAUUCUACUCGAAUUUUAUAUUUACAUUGUACAAAUCAGCGACCAAAUGUAUAGAUAUCUAAUUAUUACCGACAAAACAGACACCUUGUUAAACUGCCCUGAACCCCCUCAAUUGGGACUGUCCCAUUACUUUUGAGUAUCCCUUUGCUUACACAUAAAACCCACUGAUUAAAGGUAGAAUUGUGUAUCUUUGGAUAUUACUGCCCAUUCAAUGUCACUCUGAAUGUAGCUGUGCUUGUUUGACCGCUUUGAAUCUAAAUGCAUUCGAUCCACGUUAGCACAUUGUAUCAGAACACGUGCAUGGAGCACAGGCGCUCUUCCCACUUCCUGGUACCACGUGCUUCCAGAGACGUCAUCUUCGUGCGACACCUAUAGAAUCAGCCAGGGCGCAUGCGUGUAGGGUGGCUAAGUGAGUAAGUUGCUUUGUUGCUGUCAUUGAUUUCUGCUUUUAUUUUUUUAUUUUUUAUAGGGGCAGUGACUUAUUUAAAUUGUGAGGGACAACGGUGCAGCAUCUCCAGUAAAUAACCCAAGCAAAAACCAAUGCCAGCAUGUUGUACUAUUCAUUCCAGUGAACAAAAAUCUCUAUUGGAAUUCAGUGUUAUGAGUUGACACAAAACUGUAUUAGUUAGUGAUUUAAACUCUGCAUUACAUUGGUAUCCAUGGGCUCCAUGUUUAGGGUUACAUGAGUUUAUGUUUUUGCCCCAUGGUUGCAUUUUAUGGCAAUAAGUCUUGUCUAGUCCCUAAAAAAAAUGUUUAUUGCUGUAAAACAAAAACGUGUAUUGUGUUUUUUAUUUUUAUUUUAUAUUGUCUGCUUUAAUUGGGAGGAAUGUCAAUUUGAUAGAAUUAAAGUUAUGGUUAUAAACAUAUAUUUUUGAAAAUAAAACAUUUCACAACAGCAAUAGACAGAAAAAAAUGAAAAGGCAUCUUUAUUAAAAAGCACACCUGUAAUCUAUUUAACUAUCUAAUACAGAGAUAGGCAACCUUCGGCACUCCAGAUAAUGCUCUUACACCCAUAAUGCUGGCAAAGCAUCAUGGAAGGUGUAGUCCAAAACAUCUGCAGUGCUGAAGGUUACCUAUGCCUGAUCUAGUAAGUGGUCAGAUGUUAGAUCAAUUCGGUGUCAUUUGGUUUUAAAAUCUAAUGGCAAAUUUGUACUUUUUUUAUUUUUUUUUUCAGGGAAGAAAUGUUUCCUACUCCUGUCUAUUCACAUGUCGGCCAUGGUGACUUUAUUAAUGUUUAUGACCCGGCAGAAGAUUCAUUUCUUUUAAUUGAUGCUUUGGAGAAAGAUGUCGAAGAGCUGAAGUCUAGGUAAUCAAUCUUCACACCAACAUGAAUGAGGUUUCUACCUAUAUUUUUCUAAACUCCAAAUGAAGCUGUAACCAAAUGCAUUUCUUUCAGUGUAGCAUUUUGAUUGCGUAUAUACAGAAGCUAUUGAGUAAUGUAAAACAUAUCAAUUUAAAUGAGUAGCAUGGUUUACUUAUCAUAAGAGUAAUUCAUUCAGACUAUACUACACCAACCUGGCUCAUUCAGCAAUCAAUGUUUUUAGUGUGGCAGUUCCUCUUAACAAUAAACUCUCCAGAUAAGUGGAGGCUUGCCCCUAGGGGCAGAUGGAAUGUUACCGCACCACAUUUUACUGAAUUCAAAAACAGGAACAAACAAUCUACUGAUAUAGGGAAUACUAUUGUGUUUUUUUUUAUUUUUUUUUUAUGGAAGCAGUUUCAGUGUGUUUUUUCGGAGGAUCCUGUGUUGUUUUUGUUUAUUUAACAAUUGGUACAUCUUUCCCUAGAUAAAAGCAGGUCAGAGCUAAUUAAAGUGGCAAUGUCAUAUAUGGUCAUUUUAGGAAUAUCUCCUAAUUGUUUUUUUUUUUUUAAGUGUUCCUGUUGACUGCACGGUAAUUCCAAUGCAAUCAAAAGAUAUAUUAAGACAAGCAGGGCCUACUUUGUCUUAUAGGCAAAGUCCAGGUUUACAAAAAUUGACUAAGGUUUCCAAGUUAUUGGCCUUUCUUAUUAUUCACACCCUAAAAUAUAGGCCUGCCUACCAGCCUGUUGUCUAGGACUAAAAAUGACUAAAGCACCAGGGGUGAACUGGCUAGGCUGGGGCUCUGUACUAGUUACCAUUUGUGUGCCUGUGCAUGAGAAUGUCUGUACAAUAUUGUAUCUGUAUCUAUCCAUUAGUGCCAGAGGUGGUGUCUGGGUGUUUUACUCCCUUUUACUUGAUCACGGACAUUUCCUUUGGCAUUUUUUAUUGUGAUUUCAAAUUUUUUUUUUCUCAUGCUUUCAUUACAUGUUUUGUCCUCCUAUAUGGCAAUAUAAUAUUUGAGAGAAAUAAACCUCAGAUUAGACUGUGAUUUGAAAAAAUAUUAAACAAAAAGUGCUGAUUUGGAAAAAUUCUCCAUCAGCUUCAUCAACCACCUCUGCUUCCUAGAUAUCUUUCACCCCACCUACUGUAUAUAUGCUGUUAUUCUCAUGGUCCUCUGUAGUCAUUACCUUCCAGAGCGCUCAUAUCUUCCCCCAUAGUUAUCACCUUCCCUUUACAGUCAUCAAAAAAACAUUACCCCACCCAUACUUUUCAUGCCACAUCCUUCCUUCUCAUAAUUUCCCUGUCUCACUCCCCAUCCUUACGGUUACAAAGAGCAGGAAGCAGUUUUUCUGGUGCUGGCACCAUUGAGGGGUGGAUGGGGAUUGUGCUUUCACUUCUGAGUGAAGAUAUGACAAAUUAUGUCAAAGCAGAGUAUGGGCAUCUCCAUUAAGCGGUAGUGGCACCAGAAAAUGCUCAAUUUUUCCACCUUCAGUUCUUGUCCAUUGUUUUAGAGCAAGAACAGACAGACACAUAAUUCUGGUAUGAGCUUAGGUGAUGAAAACUGAAGAAAACAUGGUAUCUCUAAAAAUUGUUGCUCGGCAUAUUCAGAAAAAAGGUUAUUGGACACUUUGAAGGAGACAGUAUAUUCCUUCAGAAUAUAUGUUUGUACUUGUUGUAGAGUUGGAAUCUGUCUUGAAGUGGGUUGUGGAUCAGGCGUUGUUUCCGCAUUCAUAGCAUCAUUACUUGGACCAAACACCUGGUAUCUGUAAGUAUAACUAACUUUACUCUUUCUUUAUAAUUAUCAUUAAUUUAACAUUUAAAGUGUAUGCAAAUGUGUUCACAAUAGAGAAAGAAGUCAAAUGUAUCCUCCAGGUACUAGAACAUAAAUAAUCUAUAAUAAUUAAUAAGAAGACUCAAAUGUAAAUUGAUCGAGGAAGAUAGCCACGGGUGAGAGAAAAGACAAGACAAAUGGAGAAAGAAGAGAAUAAAGAAUGAAAAAAGUGAGAAAAGGGGGGUAUAGCUAACAAACAUGAAAAAAAGCCAUAGUACCUGCUCCAGAUGUUUGUCAAGCCAAGGGGACCAUAUUUUAUAAAACUCAACAGAAAUGUUAAGCACUGCAUCAGUCACCCUCUCUAUUAUAAAAAUGAACAUUAUCUAUCUCUGUAAUAUUUGAAAGUGUCCCCUUUCAGUGUUUCACCACACACAACCACUAUAUAAACACAGACAAUAUAAGGAGGAGUUCAACUGCAGUACACAGCUCUUUGUGGGGGUAGGUAGGAACUGUUCAGGACCUGAUAACUUCUAUAAGGAAUUGAUCAAGGUGUUUUUAACAAAAUGGAGCAGUUCGUCUCACUGAAAGUAUUCGGCAGUAGAAAUUGCAUUUGUUUCUCUUAGAUCUUCUAUUAGGGGUGGGUUUAUUCUGCAACACCUCUAACUCUGAAGUACUACUAGGAGAAUCUAAAGAGAGAGCUAAGGGAGCCCGGCGGGGAAAUGGGUGAGUAGCUGAAGGGGUUUUAACCCCUUUCAGCGCCGCAGGAGGGGGACCCUGAGGGUGGGGGCACCCUCAGGGUACUAUAGUGUCCCUUUAAUGUCGGAAGAAUAUGGCUAGGUCUCUAAAUUUCAUGUAAAGAACUUUAUCCAAAUCCUCACAUAGGCCAGGAAGAAAACGUAUACAUUCUUACCAAUACCAAGUUCUUCAAUUUUCAUUGAGGUUUCCAGACUUUUUUUUAUUUUUUUUGCACCGCUGUGCCUUUCAUAGACUAUAAUUUGGAUAAUAUUAAAGUAGCAUACUGUGUAAUGAGUUGAAAACACAGUAAAAUGUCUAACAUUGCUGCUUUGCUUUCAGAUGUACCGAUAUUAACCCACUGGCAGCUUUGUGUACUUUGGAGACAUCACAAGCCAAUAAAGUGCACAUUGAACCAAUUGUGACUGAUUUGGUAAGUUUUGGUAUGCUUAAUUAUAUAUUUAGUUCAAUUUUUUUUUUUUUUUAUUCUUUAUUUUUUGAUGUGCAAGUUAUAACAAAGGAGCCCGUGUUGCCACAACAGCAGUCACAAGCAUAAUAUCAUCAUACAUUGUCAAACAUGGCAAGUAGUAGGUCUGCACAAUUUUAUAAUAUUAGUAAUCAAGUGUUGGUUAGUUAAAUAUUAAUGACCAUUGUGAUUUAGCACAACACAAAAUACAUUAUUUUUUUUUCUAAAUAAAUAUUUUUUGAGAGAGUGCCAAAUGUGGCUGCCUUGUUAUUAGUAUUUGCUGCUUUGCCUGUGACAAUAAUGCAGGCUAGGUAGAAAUUAAGUAUCAGAAGCAUGAGACUGAGACCACAAUGGUUGGCUCAUCACCUACAGUAAUUGCUGUCACCCUUUGGUUGUGCCUUUUUUUCACCCACUGUAGAGAAGGAAGUUGAAAUAAGAAGUGGUGUUGGUUAAUCCUUGGUCUAGGACACAGAACUAAGGAAAAGCAAAAUAAACUUACUCCGUGUUUUGGCAACUUGUAAUCAAUUGGGCUUGGUUUAAAUGGGAACUAAUUACUAAAUAGGAGUUAAGCUAUCAGUAAUUAUUAUCUCAAAAUCACAUGGCAGUUAAAUUAGUGGCACAAUGAGUUAGUGCAGCUGACCGGGAAUAUAGGAAUUGAGAAUAUAAUUUUCUGUUUCACUAUAAUUGGUUACAUUCCAUGUACAUUAUUUGUCCUUUUUUUGUUAUCUGUACAGGUCAGUGGAUUACUGCCAAGGUUACAGGGACAAGUUGACCUUCUUGUUUUUAACCCACCCUAUGUCGUGACCCCCUCUGAAGAGGUAUUGUUUAUUAAUUUAAAAAAACAAAAAAAACCUCAUGGGGUAUUUCUUAAAUAUUUUUCUAUGUUGACAUUGUUUUCAUCUUUCAUUUUCUAGGUAGGAAGUCAUGGUAUUGAAGCAGCGUGGGCUGGAGGCACAAAUGGCCGUGAAGUAAUGGACAGAUUCUUUCCAUUGGUUCAGAAAUUACUUUCUGCUACUGGCGUAUUCUACUUACUGGUACUGAAAGAAAACCACCCCGGUAAGAAGCCAUAAGAACAUUCCUCAAAACAAACACUUUAGCGCUCUUUGUUGGAAUAUUUUAUUUUUUUCGUAGGUUAGCUGUACAUAUAUAUUUAUUGUGAAUCCCAUUAAAAUAUGUCAGUGAUUUUUGAACUGAAUUAAAUCUAUCUAGGUUGGUUAAGCUGCCAUUUGGAUUUUGGCAUCGCUUUGAUUAAGUCACUUGUUUAUUUAUAGGCAUAGAUUCUUCCUGGAACCAAAGAAGUCUCCAGUAUACUGGGAGAAGAAGUGCUGAUAUAGUAAACAACUUAUGGGAAGUUACCUAGGGCCCUAUUAAUAUUUUAUGCUUGUUCUUAGAAAGGAACCCAUUUGUGGUCCUGACCAGGGAUUAAGCUCAAUUCUCUGCCAUUUAGGAGUAAAAUCACUUUCUUUUUUAUUAUUAUUUAAAAAGAGUCAACAAAUUCAGCAGUACUGUACAAUGGGAUAUGCACAGGGCCGAUGCAAGAAAUUCUGCCGCCCUAGACAACGUCCCAUUUUGCAGCCCCCUCAUGAGUUAGUUCCACAAGUUCAAUCGCUAAACUCCAAAGUGAAACAUUCCACUGAUUUCCUUUAUCAAUUUAGUAGAUAUAUACCAAAAUAUAUAUUUUUUUUCUGCAAGCCGUCCAAUCAGGCUUCUCACUGAGAAGCCCCUGUUCUGGGGCGGCAGUUGUGCGCAUGCGCACUCGAUCACAGCUUACCUAUGUUUCCCUAGUUCAGCUCAUUGAGAAAUGGAGAAAGCAGAUGCGUGCUAGAACAGCACAUCUGCCUCUUCUGUUAGCUCUGUGGAGCUAAAGGAUGUGAAAGAAAUCCCUCCUAGCUGUGUGACAGAAAGGGAGGUGUUUUGACCCAAAUUAUAAAAGGUCCAAUUUCUAUUGAUAUCAGUAAUUUUAUAUACUGUCAAGAAAAUGACAAACUUUAGCAAAUUGAAAUACUUUAUGUGGAGUAUUCCUGUCUCUUAGCAAACUGCCUUAUACAUACACACACCCUCAAAAAAACAGCUUAAUACAUAUAAACACACACUGCCUAAUACACACACAUACAUACACACACACACACACAAAGUGCCUUAUACAUACAUGCAAACAAAAUUACAAAUACAUGCACACAGAAACAUAUGAAUACAUACAUACACCAAAACAUAAAAACUGCAUCAUAUUCACAAACUCUUUCUAAUACGUAUACACACAUGCAUACUAAUGCAUACACAAACUGCUUUAUGGAUACAUACUGCCUAAUAAGUACAUUAAAAUAUAUGAUUGAUACAUACAUGUAAUACAUACACCAAAACACAAACUGUCUCAUACUCACACACUGCUUAAUAUAUACACUCACAUGUGGCCUAAUACAAACACACACAAACUGCUUUAUAGAUACAUACAGGGGUAUGUUUUUGUUUUUUUUCUACUUGUUAAAUGGACUAAAGUGGACCCAUUCACAAAAACAAUGACUCAUACAUAAACACAUUGACCCAUACAGAUAUACUCUGCACACUAACACUGACCCAUAAACAAACACACUGACACUCACUAACACUGACCCACACUGCACACUAACACUGACCCAUACAGAAGCACACUGACACUCACCAACACUGACCCAUACACACACACACACUACACACUGACACUCCCUAAAACUGACUCAUACUCACAUACACACACACACACACACUGCACACUGACCCAUACACACACACAUACACUGAACACUAACACUGAGCCAUGCACAAACAUACUGCACACUGACCCAUACACAAACACACUGCACACUGGCACACACUGACCCAUACACACACAAACUACACAUUCUCUGACAGUCACACACAGUACAGAAUACCUGCAGCAGCCUUUCACAUGCUGUGUAUGACGUCACGCUGAAUCCCGGCGGCCAUGAGUCUUGAGCACUGAGAGGAGUGGAUGCUGCAGCCAGGCCCAUUUAUACUAUCCCUUUGCUUCCCUGAGGUAGACUCCAUGCUUGGCACCAACACCUCCAAGGCAGCCCUAAAAGAGUUUUAAAAAACCGCUAGGGGGCAUACAUUCCACAUCCCUGGUACAAACUGUGCAAUAUAUGAUAUUACAUACAGGUAAUACAUACAUAAACUGCUUCAUGCAUACACAAACUGUCCAGUAGAGACACACAAGUGUAGACACAGUAGUGCCUAAUUCACACACACACACACACACACACACACACUCAAAAAGGCACACAGACACUGUCUAAUACACAUACAUACACACACUUCCUAAUACAUGCAUACACACACACAGCCUAAUACACACAGACACUUCCUGAUACACACACACACACACGCUGCCUGAUACAUACACACACACAUGCUGCCUGAUACAUACACACACACACUGCCUAAUAUACACACACACACACUGCCUGAUACAUACACACACAACAAGCUUCCCUCCAUCAUCCCUCACAUACUCAGGUGGGGGCUAGGGUAACUGGAAGCAGCACAGUCAGUGUGGUACCUUUUCUGUGGCAUGCUUCCAGUCUUUCUGUGAUCUCUCCCACCAGGAACAGGACAGGGGGAGCAGCACAGGAAGCUUCUCCCUCCCACUGGCCGCCUCCUCAAAGGAUUUCUGAAGGCAGGGACUUGGGAGGAGGCUGGAGAGGCAGGCAGGGGGCAGAGUUUGGGGCAGGGAAAAGCGGGUUAGUUGCGGGAGAGGCGGGGUUAAUUGUUUGUAGGUGGGCAGAGUCGGGGUUAUGGUCGGAACCCCUAUGCUUUGAUGAAAGCAUUUUAUUUGCCUGAUUUACAAGAAGGAGGGCAGAAGCAGUGAGGGGGAUGGCUCCAGCGGCUCUAUCACAGGCGGAGGCAGGGUCUUUGUGUUCUCCGUGAGUAAACACUGCCAGCAUACUCUCAUGAAAGAUUCAGACAGUAUAACAGCCCCUGCGGGCGCCCCCUCUCACAGAGCGCCCUAGGCCACUGCCUAGUCUGCCUAUAGGUAGCGCCGGCCCUGGAUAUGCAGCCCUAGUCACAUCUCCCUGCAUGGGAUUUACACAGCUUUCCUAAACACUUCCUGUAGAGAGACAUCUAAUGUUUAAACUUAAUUUAUUGCACAUUCUGUUUAAUGUAGAAUUUUGUAUCUCCUGCUCUGUUAAUAGCCUUCUAGACUCUGUGUCUGAGUAAAUUUCAGUUUACAAAAGAGAUCAAUAUUUCUAAAGCAAGUUAACAUUUGAUUGGGAAAAAAACUACUUUUUAUGUACCAUGGCAGGUGUAACUAGGGCUGCAUGGACAGAAACAAAAGUGACUUAACGCUUAAAUGGCAGAGAAUUGAGCAGUGCGACUGUUGUUUUCGGUGUUUCCAAGUAACACAUUCUGCCAUGUGGUGGUUAUAUGGAUAAAGUCUUGGCUAAGAUUCUUAAUGAUAUUUAUUUUUGAGUAGAGAGUAGUACUAGCAUAACAAGUUAUAACCUGCAUUUUGGAGACUCAGCAUAUUAAAAUGAUACAUAUUAGUUUUAUGUUUGAAUGUAUUGAAUAUGUGAUUUAUUUCAUAUCCAUAUUUAACAUUCUGGAGGUCAUCUGUCCACUCUCUCUUACUACUGUGUGUUCCAUUUUUUUGUGGUUUGUUAUAAUUAGUGACACCAUACUGUUGGAUUAUAGGUUAACCAUGAAAAAUAACAACUAUGAUCGGUUAGGGUAUGUGCAUUACUACACCUCUCCACCAAGAUUAUUUAUUGAGUGUCUUUCAAUUUAGAUUUCUCCCCUUGUUUAUUUGCAGAUGAAAUUAUUGAUCUAAUGAAGACCUACAAACUAACAGGCUCCAAGAUGCUCUCCAGACAAGCGGGCAGGGAACACCUGACUGUGUUGCGAUUUAGAAAAGGACUGCUCUAAGCAUUCUAGCAUUCACAUAUGCUGUUUAUUUAAUUAAUGUUUCCUCUAAGAGGAAUGUAUGGGGGGAAAUGAAUUGGUCAUAAUGACUGUAUCAAUGUGUCUAUUGUGCCUUUCACUUACUAGACUAGAGUAUGAAAGGGAUGGGUAAUAUUGCCUGUUUCUAAACAACACUUCCUAUGAUCGUAAGUCAGCAAAACCUUAACGGUCCUACAAUAUACAAAGAAUUAUCAGUUACAAUGACACCAUGCUGUAUUGGAUAUUGGAGUCCUCCUUUGCUGUGCUAUGUUUCCACAGAAGCUGGGAGAAUACUUGAUGUCUUGCGUGGUCCUGGCAACUUCCAUGUGGCAUGUUGCACAAUUUUACCUUAUUAAAGGAUGAAUGGUAUGUGUUACAUUGGUGAAGCGGUGUUAAUUUUACAUCUAUGCAUAUUCUUAAAUGUAGUGUACAUCACCUUCAUAUACCCUAAACUGUUCAUUGGCAGUGGCUGGUGACAUUUUAAGUUGGUGGGGCGCCAGAUUGGACUCGUGGAUUUGACUAAAUGUUUUUAAUGAUGAAUAGGAAUAUGUCUAUAUGGCUCUGUUACCUCCAAAAUAUGAGAACGAUCCAUUAUAUAGGGAAUAAACCAUAUGGACAGAUUAUAUUAAUGUGUUAAAGGACCACUCC
Messenger RNA from Pelobates cultripes (western spadefoot toad), 11878 nucleotides. Lineage: Eukaryota; Metazoa; Chordata; Amphibia; Anura; Pelobatidae. The record is from the annotation of a GenBank genome assembly.